Aspergillus melleus is the source of this 612-nucleotide messenger RNA. RefSeq names its product nucleobindin SSP120. Gene Ontology annotation, cellular component: extracellular exosome; endoplasmic reticulum-Golgi intermediate compartment. The record is from RefSeq and is a predicted model, not a curated record. Gene Ontology annotation, molecular function: calcium ion binding. The coding region runs from base 1 to 612 and encodes 203 amino acids. Lineage: Eukaryota; Fungi; Ascomycota; Eurotiomycetes; Eurotiales; Aspergillaceae. The transcript has 2 exons.
AUGCUUGUUCGCUCGGUCACCCUCAUUAGCGCGCUGCUUACCCUCGGUGGCAGCUUCGCAAAUGCCCACGGGUCUCACUCGAGUGACCAGCCUCCUUCCUCGGACUGGGCGACGCGACACAUGCAAGAGGAGCACCAUGUUGAUAAUUUCGAUGCGUCGUCCUUUUUCAUACUCCACGAUUACGACAGCUCCGGAGUUUGGACGGCGGAAGAAGUCCGCAAAACAUACGGUCUCGACGAUGAAUCAAACGCGGGCGUAAGCGAAGAGCGCAAACAACAGGCCGUCCGGGAGGUAUUCGGUCUUUUUGAUCCCACCAACACCGGGGUCAUCAGCUCAGACAACUGGAUGCGCCUCAUCGCGGAGGGAACUCGGCUCCCCGAUUUCGGAUUCGGGCCGGGCCAUCACGGCGACAUCGAGUACGAAUAUGAGAUCCAUCACUUCGAGAAGUACCACGGAGACGAUGCGACGGUGGACGAGCUCACGCACCCGGAGGAUAUUGAGCACUUCCAGCGUCAUGACGAGGAGGAUCUCGCCGCGGAGAGGCUCGAGAAACUGGAGAGCAUGGCGAUCGUCGAGGCAAACAUUCCCCAGAAAUUCCUUAAACAGGCAUAG